GUCCACAGGUUGUCGUGCCGAGGGAGCCUGGCUUGAGGAAGUUACUGUGACUCAGCGCUGAGCUCUGAUAAGUGCUGCCCUAAGCGCAGUUCCCCUCUGGUUCACCUCUGAAGCCCUCUCAGGACACUCUCAGAAUGUCUAGCAAAGAAGUAAAGAUUGCUCUAAAAAGUGCAAGAGAUGCCAUCAGAAACAAAGAAUACAAAGAAGCGCUGAAACAUUGCAAGACAGUGUUAAAACAAGAGAAAAAUAACUAUAAUGCCUGGGUUUUUAUUGGUGUUGCUGCAGCUGAGCUAGAGCAGCCUGACCAGGCCCAGGGUGCCUAUAAGAAAGCUGCUGAACUGGAGCCAGAGCAGCUGCUUGCUUGGCAGGGGCUAGCAAGUUUGUAUGAGAAAUGUGAUCACGUAAAUGCUAAAGAUGAUUUACCCGGUGUUUACCGAAAGCUGUUGGAGCUCUAUGAAAGUGUUGACAAGCAGAAAUGGUGUGAUGUCUGUAAAAAGCUCGUGGAUCUGUACUGCCAGGAAAAGAAAUACCUAGAGGUGGCUCGGACAUGGUAUAAGUUGAUAAUGACACGGCAAGAAAAUGGAGCAGAUAGGCAAGAGCUUCAUGAGCUGUGGAGAAAGUUGACACAGUUGCUGGCAGAGAAUAUGGAAGAGCAGAACAAUGAAACCCAGCAGAUGCUUUUAACUGCGUUUGAGAAUGCACUGGACUUAGCAGAUAGUAUCCCCAGCGAAGAUCACCAAGUGCUUUACAGGCAUUUCAUCCAGUGCUUGUCUAAAUUUCCCCAUGAGACACCCAGGUUGAAGAAGGCCUGUGAAGGAAUGAUAAAUAUCUAUCCUACCGCACAGUAUCCACUAGAAGUGAUUUGUUUGUACUUAAUUGAGUCAGGAAGUCUGACAGAUGAAGGACAGCAGUAUUGUUGUAAGCUAGUGGAACUGAAUUCAAAAAGUGGUCCAGGCCUCAUCGGCUUAGGCAUUAAGGCUUUACAAAACAAGAAGUAUGAAGAUGCUGUUAGUCACCUAACAGAAGGCUUGAAGGAAAGCCCUCUCUGCAUUACUGCAUGGUGUCGUCUAGCGGAAGCCCAGGUCAAAAUGCACAGGCCUAAGGACGCCAUCCUUUCCUGCAAUCAAGCUCUGAAGACUAUAGACACUGCCGCUGAGUCAGGCGGCAGCCUGCAUCAGAAGAAUCUUUGUCUUCGCCUGAAAGCAGAGGCUUUGCUCAAACUCCCAGGUUGUGACUCUUCAGAGGAAGCAGCUCAUACUCUUGAUCAGGUUUCUGAUGCAGAUAAAACCCCGGGACUGCUGGUUCUUCAAGGCCUGGCCCGUCUGAACAUGGGUGCUGUGGACGAGGCUACAAAGAUCACGGAAGACCUUGCUGCCUCUUACCCUGACCUAGCGGAAGUUCAUGCACUUGAGGGUUGGAUUCAUUUUACUAAGAAGGACUACCUGCACGCAGAGAUGUGUUUUCAGAGAGCACUUGAGAAAGACGCUGAAGUUGCCGAAUAUCAUUACCAGCUUGGGUUGACGUAUUGGCUCAUGGGUGAAGAAACAAGAAAAGAUAAAGGAAAGGCCCUUAGCCACCUUCUGAAGGCUGCGAGGCUGGAUGCGUACAUGGGUAAAGCUUUCCGCUGUCUAGGUCAUUACUACCGAGAUGUGGCCGGAGACAGAAGCAGGGCCCGCGGGUGUUACCGGAAGGCUUUUGACUUGGACGACACCGACACUGAGUCUGGAGCUGCCGCCGUUGACCUGAGCGUGGAGCUGGAAGACACGGAAACGGCUUUAGCUAUCUUAACAGCAGUAACCCAGAAGGCAAGUGCUGGAGCAGCAAAGUGGGCCUGGCUCAGGCGAGGAUUACACUAUUUGAAAGCUGGUCAACAUUCUCAAGCAGUGGCUGAUUUACAGGCCGCUUUAAGGGCAGACCCAAAGGACUGCAAUUGUUGGGAAUCAUUAGGAGAGGCAUACUUAAGCAGAGGUGGCUACACAACAGCCUUGAAGUCUUUCACAAGAGCCAGUGAACUGAACCCAGACUCCACAUACAGUGUGUUUAAAGUGGCAGCAAUACAGCAAAUCCUAGGCAGGUAUGCGGAGGCCAUUGCUCAGUAUCAGCUGAUUAUUAAAAAGAAGGAGGAUUAUGUGCCCGCCUUAAAAGGUUUGGGCGAGUGCCACCUGAUGAUGGCCAAGGCUGCCCUAGUGGAUUUUCUGGAUGGAAAAGCUGUAGACUAUGUGGAAAAAGCACUGCAAUACUUUACUUGGGCCCUGCAGCACCGAGCCGAUGUGUCUUGCCUUUGGAAGCUCGCUGGGGAUGCCUGCACCUGCCUGCAUGCCGUUUCACCAUCUAAAGUGCAUGUUCGUGUGUUAGGAGUCCUUCUCGGCCAGCAAGAAGAAAGAGAAGUAUUAAAGAAAGAUGAGCUCCUGCAUCUUGGAGGAAGGUGUUAUGGUCGAGCAUUAAAGUUGAUGCCUACAUCCAAUACAUGGUGUGAUCUUGGAAUUAAUUAUUACCGCCAAGCACAACAUCUGGCAGAAGCAGAGAGCAGCAUGAAUGACCUUACAGAGUUACUGCAGAAAUCUCUGCACUGUUUGAAGAAGGCAGUGAGAUUGGACAGCAAUAAUCACCUAUACUGGAAUGCUCUUGGUGUGGUUGCCUGCUACCGUGGGAUUGGAAAUUAUGCCCUUGCUCAGCACUGUUUCAUCAAGUCAAUCCAAGCAGAACAAAUUAAUGCUGCUGCAUGGACCAACUUAGGAGUGCUAUAUCUUGCGACUGAACACAUCGAGCAAGCUCAUGAAGCUUUCAAAAUGGCUCAGUCCCUCGAUCCAUCUUACUUACUGUGCUGGAUUGGACAAGCUCUUAUUGCAGAGAGAGUUGGAAGUUAUGACACCAUGGAUCUCUUCAGGCACACUACAGAGCUCAGUAUGCAUACUGAAGGAGCAAUAGGUUAUGCAUAUUGGGUUUGUACAACAUUACAAGACAAAAGCAACAGAGAAACGGAGCUGUACCAGUACAACAUCCUCCAGAUGAAUGCAGUCUCUGCAGCACAGGGCGUUCUGUGUAAAUAUGUGGAAAGAAUUCAGAAUUAUGCUCCAGCUUUCUCAAUGUUGGGUUAUUUAAACGAGCAUCUACAGUUGAAGAGGGAAGCGGCCGAGGCAUAUCACAGGGCAACUGUGCUGUUAGAUCCUGCUGAAGACCAGCACACUUACAAUGUUACAGUGAGGCACUGGGGCAGACUGUUAUGUUCCACUGGUGACUAUGACGAAGCCAUCCAGGCCUUUAAGUUAAUGCCCCUUGAGGAACUUGAGGACAUCAUAGGUUUUGCACUGGCAUUGUUUAUGAAAGGACUAUAUAAGGAGAGCAACCAAGCCUACGAGAGAGCCUUGACUGUUGUUAAAUCAGAGCAAGACAAAGCUCAUAUCUUGACAGCUCUGGCAAUAACUGAAUACAAACAAGGAAAACUGGAUGCAGCCAAGUCAUUGCUUUUCAAAUGCUCUAUUUUAAAGGAACCAACCACAGAAAGCCUUCAGGCACUGUGCGCUCUUGGCUUGGCGAUGCAGGAUGCUACCCUGUCCAAAGCGGCACUUAAUGAGUUACUAAAGCACAGGAAACAAAGGAAUGAUUGUCACAGAUGCCUUCUCAUGUCAGCCACUUCUGCAGUCCAGGGCCGCAGUGUGGCUGUGCAAAGACAGGUGUCGAAGGCUGUCCACAGUAACCCUGCUGACCCCGCUCUUUGGUCUUUGCUAUCUCGAGUUGUUGCUCAGUACACUCAACGGAAUGCAAAGGGCGGUGCUGUAGCUGGCAGUGUGGCUCAUAUUCUGGAUUCCAAUCACGGAAAGAAGGCGUUACUGUACACUGCAGUGAACCAGCUGGCCGUGGGAAGCAGUGCAGCAGAAAGCAGGAAGAACAGUGCUCUGAAGACCAUCCAGAAGGCGGCCCUCCUUUCUCCAGAUGACCCUGCUGUCUGGGCUGCGCUGAUGGCAGCCUGCCAUGCUGAUGAUAAACUGGCUUUGCUCAGCAACACUCAGCCAAAGAGAAUGGAUUUGUACUUGGCAUUGUUGUCUGCUGUUUCAGCUUCAUUUAAGGACAAAGAAAUUUUACAAAGUUACAACCAGUCACUUGAAAAGUGGUCUUUCUCACAAGCCGUCACUGGUCUAGUUGACACAGGAAGAGUCUCUGAAGCGGAAUCUCUGUGCACAAAGAAUUUGAAGAGUAACCCUGACCAGCCACCUGUUGUCUUACUAUUGAGACAAGUUCAGUGUAAAUCACUCCUGGAGUCUCAAAAGCCCCUCCCAGAUGCUGUACUGGAGGAACUGCAAAAGACAGUCAUGUCCAAUUCAACCUCUGUUCCGGCAUGGCAGUGGCUGGCACAGGUGUAUCAGUCCCAAGGAAUGAUGGGUGCUGCAGAGAUGUGUUACAGAAAGAGCCUGCAAGUGGCAUCCCAACAGGGCAGCUGGAGUGGGAAGCUCUCGAGUCUGUUGAAGCUAGCGCUGCUGGCGUUGGAAGUGUGCAUGGCUAAUGUUUCAAGUGAUCACUGGCCAUCCUUGGUUCAAGAGGCUACAAGUGAGGCCUUGAAAGUUUGCUUUUGUCCUCUGGCUGUCUUCUUGCAAGCUUUGUUGCAGUUCAACCGUAAGAUGGGAGCAAGAGAGACACGGCGACUUUUGGAAAGAGUGGUAUACCAGCCUGGAUACCCCAGCUCCAUUGUAUCCGCUGCACGUUGGUACCUCUUAAGACACCUCUAUGCGAAAGAUGACCCUGAGCUCAUUGAUGUGUUGGUAAAGAACGCUGAAACUCACGGUGAUAAAAGAACACUGGAGCUGAAUCAGAAACUGUCGACACAGUAAUCGUGGAUUGUGAGACUUACAGUAAGGAAUCGAAGAAAACACUUGUGAAUGAAGCAGUGAAUCAGGACUUUUCACCAAAACAACAUAUUUUAAGACUGUAUCUUAAGACUAUAUCAGCUGGGCGUGGUGGUGCACGCAUUUAAUCCCAGCACUUGGGAGGCAGGGGUGGGUGGAUCUCUGUGAGUUACAGGCCAGCCAUUAAUACACAGUGAAGUCCCAUCUUUAAAAAACAAUAAAUAAAUGAAAACAAAUAACUGUAAAGCUAUAGUUUUAAUCAUCCAUUGCUUCCCCCACUUCUUUUAAUCUAGAGAAGUUGAAGUUCUUAAGUCAGGCGUGUAACUUUCCAGAAGCCAUUGACCUGCCUUUAAC
Molecule: messenger RNA, 5195 nt
Organism: Acomys russatus (golden spiny mouse)
Lineage: Eukaryota; Metazoa; Chordata; Mammalia; Rodentia; Muridae
Gene: Skic3
Product: SKI3 subunit of superkiller complex
Cellular component (GO): Ski complex
Molecular function (GO): protein binding
Source: RefSeq, a predicted model, not a curated record